GAAGAGUGGGAGUUCAGCGCGCCGACUCGAGGCGCAGUUGAAGGGGGGACAAGAGUGCGUAUUUCAGUCAUGUUAGCGCCAAGUGCGAGGUCGAGCUUAGAGUCGGGGGCUAGCCCGUGUUUCUUGCACACACACACACCACCACCACUACCACCACCGAACGGGGUGUUUGGAUAGAUCGGCUUGUGUAGUGUGUGUGCUCGCUGUGUCAUGUCAGCGUUGCUUACUUUGUGCUGUGUGGGAUGGAAGGCCUGUUUCGCUCGAUCACCUCCUCUUUAUUCUUUGUUAUUGUGAAUCAGUGUUUGCAUUGAAGGAGGAGGGAAAAAGUUCGCUCGCCCUUCCGGACACUCUUUGGUUUACUGCUACUGCUCGAGGAGAGAUCGAGGGUGUACACAAAAUUAACUCGUUUUUUUUUGGUGUUCGACUGCAAACUCAGGACUGGAUUGGUGAACGCGUGUGUGUGUGCUUAUUGUGGACGGUAAACGUUAUCUCAUAGGGCUUGCCAUUCUCGUUUGAAUUUGAAUUUGAUUCUAAAAGAAAAAUAUUCUGCUUGAACAGCAGCACAAACAGUGACUGUGGAAGUCAAUGGGAUAAUAUAGCAUUAGUCAGUUGGCUCAACUGAUCAGCAGAAAGUUGUGGCUCCUGAACCGCUGUCCUGGUCUGCCAGAGCAGUGGCUUUCUCGCUGACCUGGAGAACCACGGCCCUUACCCGUCGCUGCCCCCUGCCCAGCACCAUCCUCACUUACCUCGGCAGUUACAACAUCCACCACAGCAACAACAACAACAACAGCAGCAGCAGCAGCAUUAUUUCCACAACCACCAAGGUGCCCAGCAGCCACCACCAGCCCCACUGCCUCAGCAAGUACAACAACAACAGCAGCAGCUUCUUUCCCCCGCAUUGGAGCUUCCGUCAUCACAGCAUCGUCCUGGCACCCUCACCGAGCACCCAGCGUCUCUCCCUCCUCAUCCUCAUCCUCCUCUUCCACCACACCACCAUCGGCGACAUCAUUUUCACCAGGGGGCUGCGGCUAGCAUGGGGGAUUUCUUUGCCCCCAAAAGGAAAGAUGUGGUUGACAAGAUCCGCCGACGGAUAGACGUUUACCGUCACCACCACAGCAGCAGCGCGGGACGCUACCACGGUGCCAGGCCGGGCAUCUAUGAACAGCAGAAGCAGGAUACUUUACAGCUACGUCAGCGCUGGCUCGAUAGCAGAGCCAAGAAAGCUGCUAAACAAUCUAAGACGAGCAGGGACAAUAAUAAUAUCCAGAACGACCACAGGAACCUUGUUGUCACU
This is a messenger RNA of Aplysia californica (California sea hare), 1294 nucleotides long. RefSeq lists its product as uncharacterized. The record is from RefSeq and is a predicted model, not a curated record. Gene Ontology annotation, cellular component: nucleoplasm; nuclear speck. Gene Ontology annotation, biological process: positive regulation of transcription of Notch receptor target; Notch signaling pathway. Lineage: Eukaryota; Metazoa; Mollusca; Gastropoda; Aplysiida; Aplysiidae. Gene Ontology annotation, molecular function: transcription coactivator activity.